UACACUCGUAGAAAACAGCAAAGUCUUUAUUAUUCUAAAGUGAGCUUUUAAAGGCAUAUUUUCACAUAAAUAUAAUAUUUUACAUCUAAAUUCAUUUUUGUUCUUUUAGUAUUAAAUAGCAAAAUAUAAUAUAUAUAACUUGUUUGUUGUAAUUACAAGGUAAAAGUGCAAAUCUUUCAAGGUUAUUUUUACCUUAAAUCACCGAAUGAUGCGACAUUUUCACACAUAGUCAUUGUCACAUAAACAACGUUUUACAUAUGUAUGAACAUAUAACCGAGAGCAAACACGUGUUCGUUUUUCGCCCGGUCACCUGACACGGUCCAAACCAUCACACGCCCCGCGAUUUGUGCCUCACGCCCUCUGUUUAAUCCGAUUAAGACAAAUUAGGUGGAACGAAAACAAAAGCGAUCAUUGAUGCAAUCACGGGACCGCUGCAGCCCAGAUUAAAGCAGUGAUGUCACAGAAAUGCAAACACCUCAGUUUCCUCCUGCUGACCCCGAGUUCACGAGUGGUCGUGGAGCGUGUCCAUUUCUCCCUGCACCGACAGCAGCAGAGCAGCCUGUUUGCUUGUUUUUGUUGUUGUCAUUAGAGGCUGGAAGGACGGUGAGGAACAGCACUUAGCUGCAGACAAAAUGCCAGCAGAAGGAUUCACCAUCAAAAGUCGCAUCAGGAAUUUACUGCGUUCUCCCUCGGCGAAGCAGAAGAUAAGGAGCGAAAAGUUCUGCAGCAAGGUGACAUUGGAGAAGGUUCUGGGCAUCACAGCUUUAGGAAACAGUGGUCUGACCUGUGACCCUCGAUCUGGACUUCUGGCCUACCCAGCUGGGUGUGUAGUUGUCCUACUUAACCCAAAAAAGAACAGACAGCAGCACAUUAUCAACUCCUCAAGGAAAACCAUCACAGCGCUGUCCUUCUCUCCAGAUGGCAAAUACUUGGUGACAGGCGAGAGUGGUCACCAACCAGCUGUGAGGCUUUGGGACGUGGCAGAGCGGAGACAAGUGGCAGAGAUCCAAAAGCACAAAUAUGGCAUCUCAUGUGUGGCCUUCUCCCCCAAUGGGAAAUAUAUCGUCAGUGUGGGAAACCAGCAUGACAUGAUGGUCAACGUCUGGGCGUGGAAGAAAGAUGUCGUUGUGGCCACCAACAAAGUCUCCUGCAAGGUGACAGGUGUGUCCUUCUCUGAGGACAGCUCCUACUUUGUGACUGUGGGGUACAGACAUGUCAAGUUCUGGUAUCUGGACAACUGCAAGAUCAACAAGUCCAACGCCCCUGUCCCGCUGCUGGGUCGUGCAGGGCUGCUGGGAGAACUGAGGAACAACUUCUUCUGUGACGUAGCCUGUGGGCGGGGCCCCAAAUAUGACUCCACAUUCUGCAUUACUUCCUCUGGACUGCUGUGUGAGUUUAACAGCAAGAGGAUGCUGGAACAGUGGGUGGACCUCAGGACCAACCUGGCCCAGUCUCUGACUCUGUCUGAGGAUCUGAUCUUCUGCGGCUGUGCUGAUGGAACCGUUCGAGCCUUCAGGCUCACUGACCUGCACUUUGUCUGCACUCUGCCUCGACCACAUCCCCUCGGCACUGAUGUCUCCGCCCUUUCAGAGGCCAGCCAGCGCUUUUCCACCAAAGCAGAUGUUCGUUAUCCAGCGGCUGUUGCUGUUACCUAUGACCCCAUCAACCAUUGGCUCAGCUGUGUUUAUAAUGACCACAGUCUGUACGUGUGGGAUGUACGGGAUGUCAGCGAGGUGGAGAAAGUGCAUUCUGCCCUGUUUCAUGGCGGGUGUGUCUGGGACCUGGAGGUUUUCCCAGAUGUUCCAGGAGAAAUGGAGUCUGGUUUGUCUUCGGGCACAUUUCUCAGCUGCUCCGCUGAUGACACCAUUAGAUUCUGGCAUAUAGAAGACUGCCUUCAGCCUCGCGUCCAUUUUCAGAACGUCCUCAGUGGUGAUCUCUUGAAUAUAAUCUACAUAGAUGGAAACACUGCUGCACUGCUUGAUCCAGAGUGUAUGACGAAUGUGAGUGCUGAUAAAUCAGGGGAUGGACAGAUGACAGGCGUCAGGACUCUCUGCAUCAGUCCAGAUGGAAAACAUCUGGCAACAGGGGACCGCAAUGGAAUGCUGAGGGUUCAUGACCUCAACAGCCUGGAAGAGAUUCUGAAAGCCGAGGCUCACGAUGCAGAGAUACUUUGUCUGGAGUACAGUAAACCAGAAACAGGUCUGAAGCUGUUAGCCACCGCCAGCAGGGACCGGCUCAUCCACGUGCUGGAUGCCGAGGAUGACUACAGUCUGUUGCAGACCCUCGACGAGCACUCUUCAUCCAUAACAGCCGUCCGCUUUGCCGCCAAUGAGAACACGGUGAGGUUGAUCAGCUGUGGAGCCGACAAGAGCGUCUAUUUCCACACUGCACACAAGACUGUUAGAGGAACAAUGUUCAGGCGUUCUCACCAUAUGGCAAGAAAAACAACACUUUAUGACAUGAGCAUAGACCCCACUUGUAAGUAUGCUGCCGUGGGCUGUCAGGACCGCUUCAUCAGGAUUUUUAAUAUCAGCAGUGGAAAACAGAAAAAGGUCUACAAGGGUUCAGUGAGUGAAGAUGGCAGUCUGCUCAGGGUGGAGAUCGAUCCCUCAGGUCAAUAUGUUGCCACGAGCUGCUCCGAUAAAAGCAUCAGCAUCUUUGACUUCUACACCGGGGAGUGUAUCGCCACCAUGAUUGGACACUCAGAAGUUGUCACUGGGAUGAAGUUCACCAACGACUGCAAGCGUUUAAUUUCUGUGUCGGGUGACAGCUGCAUCUUUGUGUGGCGGCUGGCUCCAGAGCUGACAAUGAGCAUGAGAGAGCGGCUGUGCCAGCUUAGACAAAACACACACGCGCCAUCCAACAAGACCUUCAGCCUCAGACGGGAGGUUCACAGCGCACCCACUCUGCGAGGUUUGUCCACGGACAGUGACCACGAGCUGCAGGAGGAGGACGAAACGGAGAACAGUGACCUCUGUGACCUGGAUGACAUCACAGCCACUUCAUCAUCUGACAGCAGCAGGGAUGAGGACUCAGGAGACUCAGAUGAAGGACAGAACUGGCAACUUACAAAGGUCAACAGUGAGCCUGGCAGACGUCCUAGGAGGCGCUGGUCCCACCGUGUGGGGCUGAUGGUUAAAUCCAUGUUGGACCUGAGACAGCUGGAGGCCUUUUCUCACAGGAAGAACCAUCAGGAGAGACAGAGUUCGUCCAGUCUGCAGGAGCCUGUGCAGCCGUUGGAGGAGAGGUCCAGGAGACAUCAGCCUUGGCCACACUCUGGUUGGCUGUCCUCGCAUCCAUCCAAGGGCAUUAGGGGCAAUCAUGGAGUAGUGUUGUACCCCGAGGACAAUGAGCGACGCACAUGUCUGCGGGGCAGUGAUUACACAUUAAAGGAGCAGAACUGCUGGAUGGAAGGACGAAGGCUACGCAGCGAGCGCCGGGAUGGAAACGCACGCUGCGGUGUGUGGUCUCAGGGCUAUGAUGAUUCUGCUGAUAUGGAGUUGCUGAGCCAGGACGGCUCUGAUGAAGACCGGGAGGAAGUGAAACAAAAUGCAGCAGUGACGAGUAUGGAUGAAGCACUGAGGACUGUGAAUGGUACUGCAGAGCCCAGCCAGGAACAUUUCCUCAAGCACAACUUGGAGACUCUGGCAGAUGGCUGCAGCACGGCUGAGCAGACCACAGUCUCCAGGCACACUAUGUCUUCACGCUUCCUGACCAAAGCACAUGAUGACAGAAGCAGCUUGACCUACAAACUUCCAGUGUCCAAAGUACGACCCUUGAUGGACAAGGACCAUGGCACAAAUGACGAAGACCUGACGUCAACCACCACAGUCAGAACUGAAGGGCAAAACGGACCAAGGGCUAUGGAAGACAGCUGUUCUCCAGUCCUCAGAGCCAAGAAAAUGUCUUCAAAGCCUCAUCUCUGGAGAUUGUCCAGCCCUCCACACGCAGCUUCACUCAACAGAACGACAUGUUUGACGAAAUCCCUCUCGGCUCAGGACCUGGCCUCAGACUCUCUUUACUCCCCUGCACUGUCCACUGACAGACGAGAUUUGCAGAAAAGACCACAGCAUCACACAUCACACGUUUCCUCACCCUCCUGCAGCUCACCGCGGUCUCCUCGCUCACCUCCGCCUUGGGACAGACCGCAGCACUCCUACAUGAACCCCACAGCCAGUUCCAUGGCUAAGAGCAGCAGAUCUUCGUCUCUCUGCGAGGGCAUCCAUACAGCAACUCCACCCUGCUCCCCUCAUGCGGUCAAGAGCAGGAGAUCGUCCGUGGAGCUGGAGGUCGAGCUUCCACUCUUCUCCUCGUCCCCCGUAGCUGCCCACCCCCCCCCACUCUCUCCCUCCUCCUCCAUCUUCUCUCCACAGUCCAAAAGCUCUUCUCCAGCAAUGACAGUUUCACCCACUCCUUUCACCAACAAUGUUCCACCUUCUCGCAUCCCAAUUCCUACGCAGCCUCUGAGUCCUCGAUGUGGUGUCUGCCUGGCACCAAAUGGGUCUGGGGGUCUGACCAGAGUUUUUACACCUAUAAAAGCACCCUCGCAAUGUGACCUUUCACACAAACAAGGCAGGAGUAGACUACCAUCUCUAAUUUGUGACCCGUCGUUGCCAAGUUCAGAACCAGUGAAGUGGAGGAGAGACUCAUUUUCUCAGAGUGUCAGCGAGCCAGGGCCUUUGGCUGUAGAUAAAGAGUGCCCCCUGGUGUCUGAACAGGUCCACACUGCUGAGCCUCUCCCAGAUCCCUUCAUCACCUUGGAAACUUGCAAGCAGACAAUUACUGAGCUUCACAACAGUCUGAAGGAAGCCAUCACGCUCUACACCACGUGUGGUCAACAUCCCACCAAGGAUCAGCAGCAGAUGAGGACAAUUCUGUCCGAGGCUUUGUUCUCAGUAAAGACAGAGCUGGACUCUCUGUCUCCACUGAGCUCUCAGUGUGAGACGUCCCCCGUCACCCAGGUGAUUAAAGGUGAUGGAGACAAGGCCCUGGCUCUGCUGGAGCAGUACGCUGAGCUGCUGCUGAAGUCUGUGGAGAAGAGACUGGACAACAAGUCCUGACAUCUCCAAGUUAGACCCCAACCCUUGUACUGUUUGCUCAGUGGCACUGUGGAUUGCACUCUUGUCAUUUGUCAUUUGCACAGAGAUGUUUAAAAACGUUUUUUUUUCCAAGAACAGAUUAGAUGUCAUUGCAGAGCUAAUGUAUAAUAUAUUUAAUUUAAUCUGA
Messenger RNA from Cynoglossus semilaevis (tongue sole), 5226 nucleotides. RefSeq names its product mitogen-activated protein kinase-binding protein 1-like. The transcript has 33 exons. Gene Ontology annotation, molecular function: protein binding. Lineage: Eukaryota; Metazoa; Chordata; Actinopteri; Pleuronectiformes; Cynoglossidae. The record is from RefSeq and is a predicted model, not a curated record. Gene Ontology annotation, cellular component: cytoplasm. Gene Ontology annotation, biological process: negative regulation of canonical NF-kappaB signal transduction; positive regulation of JNK cascade. The coding region runs from base 633 to 5060 and encodes 1475 amino acids.